Molecule: messenger RNA, 363 nt
Organism: Anthostomella pinea
Lineage: Eukaryota; Fungi; Ascomycota; Sordariomycetes; Xylariales; Xylariaceae
Source: the annotation of a GenBank genome assembly
AUGAGACUCUCCGCGCAACUUUCACUCCUGGCCCUGGCGCUCAGCCAGGCAUUGGCCAACCCCAUGAAUGCCAAUGCACCCAACAACAUCGCGAAGCGAGAUUCCGCCGACGACUGCAAGAAGGCGUGUACAGGAACACUGGCACUCGUGCCGUCGCCUGCAGAUGGCUUUGAUGUUGAUACAUGCAGCAAAGAGUGCGAGGGCUCGCUUCAUCUUAAGAAAAUUGCCAAGGUGUUGGCUCCGAACAUUAACGACGACGGUGAGGAGGUGACGUUCGAAGAUGGCUGGAAAUUGCCUGUAAAGACGUUCUACAACAAAGUGAGGACAGUUCAGAAAGAGACUCAAAGCAAUGACCAAGGUUGA